Haliotis rubra (blacklip abalone) is the source of this 2711-nucleotide messenger RNA. Its product is annotated as E3 SUMO-protein ligase ZBED1-like. The transcript has 2 exons. NCBI's taxonomy places the organism in Eukaryota, Metazoa, Mollusca, Gastropoda, Lepetellida, Haliotidae. The record is from RefSeq and is a predicted model, not a curated record. Gene Ontology annotation, molecular function: DNA binding; protein dimerization activity. The coding region runs from base 202 to 2181 and encodes 659 amino acids.
CUCGGUUAUUGUAUAGCCAGCGAGCUGAGGAGGAUCGAUUUCUCAUGGCGAUUAUCGGGUUCCGUUUUCUUGUCGUCUAUCGAUGAAAAUGCAUGGAAAUUUCCACAGAUAUACGUAGAUAGGACAAAAUAUAAACAGUCUGUAUAUUUAUGAAGAAGUCAAGAGAGAGGUGUGGCGUACGGCAUAAAGACCACUAAAGACAUGGAGGGCGGACACAGGCAGAUCUUCGAGUUUCCUGGCAAGGCAAAGAGCGACGUGUGGAGGAACUUCGGCUUCUAUCUCAGCGAUGACGGUUACACGCUGGACAAAACAAGAGCCAUCUGUAAAUACUGUCGCAUCGGCGUCCGCUACACCGGCAACACCACAAAUCUUCACACCCACUACGUGAACCACCACCUCAAGAAGGACCAGGUCGGUGUCGCUCAGGUUAUGUGUUUCUCUGACAAUGACCAGGUCAUCACUCUAAGUCCACAAGCCGUCAACGAUAUCGUCCACAUUCCUCCAUCCAUGUCGGUGUCGCACGGGCCGGGGGGUGGAAAGGAGUCGCCCAGAGCCUCAUCUCUAACGUAUGCAAUCAUGGAGUUCAUAAUUGACGGCAUGCUGCCAUUUCCCACGAUAGCUAGUCAGGCGUUCCAGAACCUUCUACACACCCUAGAUCCGAAGACAGAUGUUCCUUCAAGGAAACACCUGGAGGAGUUCCUCCUGCCUCAGAUGUACGAGGACGGGCGAGCUAAGGUUUUGACUAAACUUGAGAAUCAAGAGCAUGUUACUCUCACAACAGACAUUUGGUCGUCCUCGGAAAGAUAUUUGACGAUCACUGCUAAUUACAUCACUAGGUCGUGGCAACUGAAUUCCUUCGUGUUGCAAACAGUGGACCUGCCUUUAGAUGCAACAGCUGGGUAUAUAUCUGAAACUCUGAAGACCCAGGCAUCUAACUGGCGGAUAACAUGUGAUCCUAUCCUGGUGUCAGGCCAUGAAACCGUUCUAAGGUCCGGCAGCUUGCUGAAAUGGAAACACUUACCUUGUUUCGCCGAAACGAUCAACACUGCGGCAAAGAAAGGAUUAGCUCACCCCGAAAUACAGAGUAUGAUCGUGUCAGCCAGAAAACUGUCGCGUUUCUUUAUGUCCGGUGUUGCAGAUGGUCUGAAGCAAUCCCUCCCUACUUUGAAUUCCUUGAAGGUUGAUGACGAGGAUCGGUGGAAUUCUACAUUUUCAAUGCUUGAACAGAUCAUCAACGAAAUGCCGUCAAUCCAAAUGGCUUUCCAGAAUCCCGAUUUACAGAAGGAAGAUGUGCGUCUGUUUCUGUUCGAUUCCAAUAACCAGAAACUGUGUCAGGAACUUGUAGACUUACUUAGACCUUUGAACAACGCCUCCAUGUUACUCUGUGAGCAGAAAAUGGUCACGGUGUCAAUGAUACUACCGGUUCUUAAGAAGCUUGAGAUUACGCUUCUUGGAGGUGAAACAGACUGUCCAGUCAUUAAAGAGUGUCGGAACACCAUAUGGAAGGAGAUACGUUCGCCAUACUCCGCGGACAACAUUCGGGACCUUCUUCUCAUCUGUUCACUGUUAGACCCUCGUUAUAAAGAACUGCGUUAUGUCGAGGCUGUCGAGAGAGAGAAGGCAAGACGGCUCCUCUAUGAUGCCGCGCUGAGACCUUUCCUGACGGACUUUCAGAUCAAACAGGAGGUUGAUAGUGACGACGAAUACAUUCAGAACAUCAUUCUGGGACCUCCGUUCUCCAUCUCGAACGGGUCGGAUGUCCAUGGCAGCAACCCUGGUUCGGAAGAACCUGUCAAGAAGAGGAUGAAAUUUAAGCAUCCAGCUUCUAAAUUUGAAAAUGACUGGCUGUCAGAUGUCGUAGGCCACAAAGAUGACGUUCCCUUGGACAAGAUGUCGCCGGUGGAGAUGGUGAGCUCUGAGAUUGACCGGUUUAUGGCGGAGAAGCAGAUCACAUCCAGCACCUCACUGAUCUGGUGGUAUGAGAGGGAAAAGAUCUUCCCCAACAUUUCAUGCCUCGCGAAGAAGUACAUGUGCGUCAUGGCGACCUCUAGGCCGGCUGAGCAUAUCUUCCUCCCCGAUAGAGAUCCCGUCCGGGGUCAGAGGUCAUGCAUUCCAACCAAGAACCUUGAUGCUAUGAUAUUCCUCAACAAGAAUCAUCAAAACCUCAAAAUGACUUUUUAAAGGUGUCAAGACAUAUUAAGACAUAUCAAGACAAUGUGCUCCUUCCAUUGACAAAAUGAAGGGUUUGUUCGAGUAAUGUUUUAAUGCUUUCCAGUUGUGUUCCGUCUAACCAUAACAUGUUACCCCAUGGCGUUACAUCUGGGGAGCUAAUUUUAGCGUGUACAUUGGCAUGCAUGACAAUGUUGCGCCGUGGCAAUACGCAUGCGCGGUUAUAUCAAAGAAGCACUGUGGACGAAGACAUGAUUACAAACUAUACCAGGUACAAUACUCUCUGUUGGUCAGGGACCGACAUACUCACUCACGGCGGUUUACGGAACGGGGUGUUUUUUUCCUCAGAUCUUAAUGGAAACAAUCUUUACUGGGUAUACGGAGCAAUAACAUGUCUUAGACUCCCCAAAACUCUGCAAGUGGAUGCCCUAUGCCCAUAAAAUGAAAUGGACAAUUCCCUGUCGACCACCACUGCUGUUGUUGAUUUGUAUAUAUCAAUAAUCACUGACAUUAUGUCAUUGCAAAUAUAUAUUGAGUACGUG